Benincasa hispida (wax gourd) is the source of this 950-nucleotide messenger RNA. RefSeq names its product ethylene-responsive transcription factor ERF118-like. NCBI's taxonomy places the organism in Eukaryota, Viridiplantae, Streptophyta, Magnoliopsida, Cucurbitales, Cucurbitaceae. Gene Ontology annotation, molecular function: DNA-binding transcription factor activity; DNA binding. Gene Ontology annotation, biological process: regulation of DNA-templated transcription. The record is from RefSeq and is a predicted model, not a curated record.
GCAUCUAAAAAGAAAUAUUCUCCCCCUUUUUCUUGGCCCCCAAAAAUCGCAGAGCCUCCAUCGUAUUUUACAUCAAACGAUUCAAAAAAGUUCUGUGAGAAAAGGAAAAAAAAAAAAAAAAUCCAAAUCCCUUCGAAGAACAGAAAAUGAGUCGAAAAAUCCGCGUAAUCUGCAACGAUCCAGAUGGAACCGAUUCAUCUUCAAGCGAAAACGAAAGAGACGAAACAAAAUCUUCAAAAUCCAAACGCAUAGUACGAGAAAUUCACUUCCCCGUUUUCCCUUCUCACUCUUCUUCUUCUAAAUCAAUCCAUGAUGAAUCCCCUCAGAGCUCUUCUCUCGACAGCAACAAUGGCGGAGAAACCCAACAGCCAAGAAACAUUAGGGUUCUAACCAAAACCCUAACGACUGGAAGAACAGCCUGUCGAUAUAGAGGCGUGAGGCAGAGAAAAUGGGGGAAAUGGGCUGCUGAAAUUCGAGACCCUUUCAAGAGAGCUCGAAUUUGGCUUGGAACUUAUAAUACAGCCGAGGAAGCUUCUAGGGCUUACGAAUCGAAGCGGCUCGAGUUCCAAUCUGCCAUGGCCACCUCCCCCAAAGCUCCACCGCGGUUCAAAGCUUCUCAUCUACUGAGUUUUUGAACCGUGGAGUUUUCGCCCCGCGGCGGAGUUGACGGCGGGGGAGGAGGAGGGAGAGGGAACCGGCGUCGACGGGAAGGGGAGAAUUUUGGUUAUUUCCUUUUUUGAAUGCCAUGUCAGCUUUUCCUUUUAGCAAGUUAAAUCUUGCCAUGUCAACUUAUUGUAGAGCUGAAAGUUGCCACAUCAGCUUGUUGUAAAGCUUUAGAUUGUACUUUUAAUUUCGUUCUUUGUUUCGAGUUCAAUGACGUCGAGUGGAAUUCGAAUGCCCUUUGGAGAUUUUGAGAACACAUUAAUUUGAAAAUAAAUUUGAGAGCUAAA